AUGAAAUAUUGAAAAUAACUAGCCCCACGAAGAUUGUAAACUUGUUACUAAAAAACGCUCGGAGGGCCUCGGUUUAUCAAACUGGGCGAUAUUUUUGGAAAAAAGUGCCUUUAUUGUGCGUGGUUUUUUCAUGUCCCUAAAUUGGUGGCAUUGAAAAUCGCGCGCGCUUUUAUCUGUCACAAAGUGUCAAAACAGUGAGGUGAUGUGCUCUUUAAUAAAACUUUCUGUGUUGUUUUUUAUUCAAUAAAAUGGAUUUGUUGGAGAAUCCGGAUGUAAAAAGCACGUACGACAAAUGUAAAUACGUUGUGAAAGUUUGGGAACACACCUUUAAAAAGACUCAUGGCAGGUUGCCCUCAAAGUUGGAUAUUCGAGAAGCGGACAAAAAAGUCCGAGACGCCUAUCGCCAAUAUUACCAACUGAAAACAGCAGCAUUGGAACAAAGUUUUAAAGACGUUGACGGUUUUAAUUCCGAUGGCGAAAGUAGAGAACUUACCACAGAUAAAUGCCCCUCAACUAGUGAAACUAGUGUAAAUGUUGCGCUUGAAACCGAACCGAACGAACCGUCUGAGGAGACUUGGGGUUUCCACCUCAAUAAACAAUCCAAAAAAACAACAAACAAAUCAAACACUGACAAUUCCUCACUUGGUAAAAAAAUAUUUUGCGGCUCGAAAUUAUCAAAACGUUACCAACGAAAAUCAUUUUCGCAAAAGAAAAGCGAAACGAGUUUUGAUAAUUCACUGUCAUCACAGCCCAGUCAAUCAUUUGUUGAAAAUGUCGAAGACGAGAAAUUAUCAUUUGAGGGCAUUUUUAGUAAAAGUAACGUGAAAGUAACGACUGUUUCGGAAAAAAUUCUGACCCAACCGACCAACAUUAUUCAAAGUGUUCUGGACAAUAAUUACAAAGCUUUGAAAUCGGUUGAUGCAGGUUGGUUGGAAAGAGUGAGUGCAAGUUCAGGUCUAAAAACUGGAAAACCUGACGAUUUAAGUGAAUACCAUGAUGCUUCCAGCAUGUGUCUUGAUUACAACAGUGACGAUAUUAUUGACAAUUCGGACGAAGAAACUGUAAAUUUGGGACACUGUGCCAAAAAAAUCAAAAUUGAUUCAACCAGUGACAAAGAAACUUCAAAAACUACUGAAACACCAGAUGUUCCCAAAACUGAGGAUCCCUUCCAGUUCAAAGAUGAUUUUUGUGAAGUUAUAAAGGAAAAACCAAAAAAUAAAAGCAAGAAAGUCACUAAGAAAGUUGACCAAAGUGUUCGGAAAUCAAGCAGAAGUACCAAAACCCAAGCAGAUAUGACUGAGUCUCACAGUGAGGAUGAGGAUCCCUUCCAUUCAGACAACGAUCUUGCGGAUCCAGAAUUUUCUCCCAAGAAGAGUAAAAACAAAUUUAAUUGCUCAGUUCGUGACAUUUCGCCACCAAAAACAACCAAAAAGACAAAAAAAACUUCUAAAAAGAUUGAAAAAAAUCAACCUGAAACGGAAAAUACUGAUACAACCUACGAACUUGAAUAUUCAAUCAAACCGAGAGUUUCGGCUCCACGUUUCAAAAACUUGAAGAAACUUAUAAAAAUUGAAACAACUGUUCCUGAGAAGGAAAAAACCGAAUCUUUGGUUAAAACCAAACGUGAACAACAGUUGGAAAAGUUAGAAAAGAAAAUACAAUCUGGGAGCUUGAACGAAAACUUCAUUACAAUUAACCUGAAGAAGAAAAUUUACUGUCGGGGUAAGAAAACCAUGACGUUUGGAAAAUUCAAAAAACAGCAGUGGAAAAACAAGAAAAAGGCACUUGCUGGGCCCGACAUGGACAUGGGGGGCUGUGAUGGGGGCAUGUUGACUUGUUUCACUUGCGGGCAGACUGGACAUUUUGCCCGAAAUUGUACCAAGACUAAAGGUGAUGCCUUGCUUCCCAUGAUAGCAGAUGAGGAGGUUUGUCCGUUUCCGACGCUGGAAGAGGCGGCCCAGAUGGCGAAAGACAGUCACUUGACGAUACGCACUCCAAAUGUGGAGUUUGGUAAAGAGGUGGAGACAGAACAGCAAAAAUCCGAUUCUGAUUGUGAGAUUUUUGACGAUGCGGAGACUGAAGUCAUGCUGGCUGAGGUUUUGAAGUUGGAGGAACAUGCGGCAAAGUUGGAUUUGCAGAAUUAUGUGGAUCAGACUAAAGUUGUGGAGGCUUACUAUAAAUCUAACGAGGAUGGGUCUGUUAUAGAUACUCCAAAAGAAGUUUUUAUGGCGCUACAAAAUUUUGGUUUUACAUCAUUUAGACCAGGACAAGAACAGGCAGUUAUGAGAAUUUUGUCAGGAAAAUCAACUUUAGUUACUCUAAGUACUGGUUCUGGCAAAAGUUUGUGUUACCAAUUACCUGCGUAUUUAUAUUCAAGAAGAGAACAGUGUAUUUCGUUGGUUAUUUCACCUCUUGUUUCUCUGAUGGAGGAUCAAAUUACGGGAAUACCGUUUUUUCUCAAAGCUGCUUGUUUGCAUACAAAUCAAACUAAAGUUCAGAGAGAGAAAAUAAUGGAGGCGAUUGCUUCAAGAGAGUUGGAUGUGCUUUUGGUUUCACCGGAAGCAGUAGUUGCGGGAGAAAGAUCAUCAGGUUUUGGCUCCUUACUGCGGAAACUUCCCCCCAUUGCCUUCGCUUGCAUCGACGAAGCCCACUGCGUUUCGCAAUGGUCGCACAACUUCCGUCCCAGCUACCUCAUGAUAUGUCGAGUUUUGCGUGAACGAAUGGGCGUUAAAACCGUUCUGGGCCUAACAGCAACUGCCACAAGAAGCACAAGUGACAGCAUAAUCUCCCAUUUGGAGAUACCAGACGGCAGAGCCGGAAUUAUCAGCGAUAAACCGCUCCCAGACAACCUUAUCCUAACCGUUUCAAAAGACUACCAAAGAGACCAAGCCUUAUUGGCACUUUUAUCAUCAGAAAGAUUCGCGAAUUGCAAAAGCAUCAUUAUUUAUUGCACCCGAAGGGAGGAAUGCGAGCGAGUGACGAAGUUUUUGCGAACGAAUUUUCGCGAUAAUGAGCCUGCGAAUAAGAAGCGGAAACGUUUGAGUUAUCAGGCUGAGGCAUAUCAUGCUGGAUUGGCUGCUAGUAGGAGGAGAACUGUUCAGAAAGCGUUUAUGUCCGGGGAGUUGCGAAUUGUUGUGGCAACUGUGGCUUUUGGUAUGGGGAUAAAUAAGUCGGAUAUAAGGGCUGUGAUUCAUUAUAAUAUGCCGAAGAAUUUUGAAAGUUAUGUUCAAGAGAUUGGACGUGCGGGCAGGGAUGGUUUGACGGCUCAUUGUCAUCUUUUCUUGGACGCAAAGGGCAACGACGAAAACGAACUCCGCCGCCACAUUUUCGCCAACUCAAUCGACCGUCACGUAAUUCGAAAAUUACUACAAAAAAUCUUCCUACCUUGUUCUUGCAAAGACACUUGCCCUAAACACGAGGUAGCUUUUUCAAUCGAAGAAACCGUUCGUGCUUUAGACAUCCCAGAGGAAAACAUUUCCACACUUCUGUGCUACCUCGAGCUACACGAAAAAAAAUACAUCGAAUUGUUAAGCCCAGCUUACACCGUCUGUAAAGUCAUUUCAUACGGUGGACCUUUGCAAAUAAGGAAAGCGGCCAAAGAAUGCCCGCCUUUAGCAAUGGCCUUAGCCCUCCAAAAAAAUGAAAAAAACGAGCAAAAUGUAAUCGAAUUCGCUGUCAUUGACAUCGCUGCUGCGAUCGGCUGGGACAGCGGGAUUUGCAAACACAAGCUGAAAAAUUUAGAGUGGGCUACAGUUAAUGGCCAAGCGAAGAGAACGACUUUGAAUGUUUCGUUCUCAAAUCUUGGGUUCAGACUUUUGGCUCCUGGGAACUUGGCCGAUGAACAAUUAGACGAGGCUUUGGACUCGUUGUAUGAACAUGUGGUGAAUCAGGAAAAAACCGCACUUUUACAAUUACGAGCCGUUCAUCAGACGUUAAUUGAAGUUGCGGUUCCGUCCUACAAGCAGUGUUUGACUGAAGAACCGUCCGAACUUAAUACGAAACUUAAAACAAAAAUCAGGGAUUAUUUUGAAUCUCCGAACCCUUUGGAGGCGAUUUCCCUGAAGGAAAAUCAGCUUGUUGACGAAGACUUGGUUGUGAAUAAUAUCCGGGGACUUAUUUGCACUUAUAGGGAUAAUAGUUUUACUGGGAGAGCAGUGGCUAGGAUUUUUCACGGGAUUUCGAGUCCGAAUUAUCCGGCGGUGAUUUGGGGACGGUGUAAGUACUGGAGGUGUCACAUUAAUGUUGAUUUUCACACGAUUUGUAAAUUGGCGACUAAGGAAAUUUUAGCCUACAGGUAAUUAAUUAUUAAAAUAAAAUAAACUGUUCAA
Tribolium castaneum (red flour beetle) is the source of this 4328-nucleotide messenger RNA. It is a transcript of the gene RecQ4, whose product is annotated as RecQ4 helicase. The transcript is spliced from 5 exons. Gene Ontology annotation, biological process: double-strand break repair via homologous recombination; DNA replication. The record is from RefSeq and is a predicted model, not a curated record. Gene Ontology annotation, molecular function: ATP binding; zinc ion binding; four-way junction helicase activity. The coding region runs from base 249 to 4298 and encodes 1349 amino acids. Lineage: Eukaryota; Metazoa; Arthropoda; Insecta; Coleoptera; Tenebrionidae. Gene Ontology annotation, cellular component: chromosome; nucleus; cytoplasm.